Molecule: messenger RNA, 1053 nt
Organism: Acytostelium subglobosum LB1
Lineage: Eukaryota; Evosea; Eumycetozoa; Acytosteliales; Acytosteliaceae
Exons: 4
Biological process (GO): pyruvate biosynthetic process; L-serine metabolic process; D-serine biosynthetic process
Molecular function (GO): serine racemase activity; magnesium ion binding; L-serine ammonia-lyase activity
Source: RefSeq, a predicted model, not a curated record
GAGAUAGAGAAGAUGAGUAAUUUGGAAUCAUCAAUCAAUGGUUACCCAACUAAUGAAGUUGGAACAAGUGGCUUUGCUGUCUCAUUCAAUGAUAUCAAGGAAGCCUAUGAGAGGAUCAAACCACACAUCCACAAGACUCCAGUCCUAACAUGUCAAAGCAUCAAUGAGAUAGCAGGCAAGGAGUUGUUCUUCAAAUGUGAGAACUUCCAAAAGGUCGGUGCAUUCAAGUUUAGAGGCGCAUGCAACUCUGUGUUCAAGCUGAGUGAGGAUGAUUUGAAGCGUGGAGUCACAACACAUAGCAGUGGAAAUCAUGGUCAGGCAUUGGCAUUGGCUGCCAGGAUGAGGAAUACAACUGCUUAUGUUGUAGUGCCAAAGAAUGCUCCAAAGAUCAAAUUAGACGCCAUCAUUGGCUAUGGUGCCAACGUACAUCUUUGUGAGCCAACACUACAGGCAAGAGAGUCUGGUGUUGAGGCAUUGAUCGCUCAACAUGGCUGCAAGAUGAUCCAUCCAUUUGACAAUGCCGAUGUCAUUGCUGGUCAAGGAACUGUUGCCAUUGAGCUCCUCUCUCAAGUUGAGAACCUUGAUGCCAUCAUUGUUCCAAUUGGUGGAGGUGGUGUUAUGUCAGGUGUAACGAUCGCUGCCAAGACCAUCAAUCCAGAUAUUAAGAUCAUUGGAGCUGAGCCAUUGGGUGCAGAUGAUGCAUUUAGAUCAUUCGAGAAGGGUGUGAAGCUUCCACAUCGUGAUAACAAUCCAAACACUAUCGCCGAUGGUCUACUCACAACUGUUGGUGAUCUCACAUUCCCAAUCAUCAAGUCACAUGUCCACUCCAUUAUCACUGUCGACGACAACGAGAUCAAGGCUGCAAUGAAGUUGGUAUGGGAUAGAAUGAAGAUAAUCAUCGAGCCAUCAUCAGCCACUGUUUUGGCAGUUGUACUGAGCGAGAAGUUCAAGGAGAAGUAUGGCAACGAUGGCAAGGUCAAGAGGAUUGGACUUGUCAUCACUGGAGGCAAUGUGGACUUGGAGAAGUGUCUAUCAUUCCUUACAUCUCCAUCA